AUGUUUCAAUCGAAAAACCAAAGUUUUAAUAAUUUGUCCAUGAACGAGCCUCUUCAAAGACGUACGCCAAGUCAAACAGAUAUUGCUGCAUUUAAAGAUUUAACAAAAAUCGAUGCACUUACAAGAUUACAAAAUUCAUUAAAUAAACUUGUCUUAACUACUCCAUCUCAAUCACAAAAAGAUGUUCGAACAGAAUUCGAUGGAUUUGAAAAAUUAUUUAGUCGAUAUCUACUUGAUAGUGUUGAUCAAUCAUCCAUUGAUUGGCAAGAAAUUCGACAACCACCAGAAGGAACUGUCAUUCCAUAUAAAAAAUUAACUGCAAUAGAUGAGCAUGAUACAAAAGAUUUCUUAAAUAAAUUAAUUGUUGUGAAACUUAACGGUGGUCUUGGUACAACAAUGGGUUGUCAAGGACCGAAAAGUGUUAUUUCUGUACGUAAUGAUUUAACAUUUCUCGAUUUAACAGUUCAACAACUGGAGCAACUUAAUCGUCAAUAUGGUUGUGAAGUACCACUUAUUCUAAUGAAUUCAUUUAAUACGCAUGAUGAAACAGAAAAAGUUCUUCAAAAAUAUAGUCAUGUUUCCGUUAAAAUCUAUAAUUUUAAUCAAUCAAAAUAUCCACGUGUUGAUCGAGAAACAUUAUUACCUGUUGCAACUAAUGUGAAUACUUCAGACAAUGAAUGUUGGUAUCCGCCUGGUCAUGGAGAUGUUUAUCAAGCAUUUUAUAAUUCUGGUUUACUCGAUGAAUUUAUUGAACAAGGAAAAGAAUAUAUGUUUUUAAGUAAUAUUGAUAAUCUUGGAGCAUCAGUAGAUUUAAAUAUUCUUAAUCAUUUAUUGACUGAUGAAGUAAAACAUGAAUUUGUUAUGGAAGUUACAGAUAAAACACGUGCCGAUGUUAAAGGUGGUACUUUAAUUGAAUAUCAAAAUAAAUUACGUCUACUUGAAAUAGCUCAAGUACCAAAAGAAAAUGUCGAUGAAUUUAAAAGUGUUUCUAAAUUUCGAAUUUUCAAUACAAAUAAUUUAUGGAUAAAUCUUCAAGCUAUUAAACGUGUUAUCGAAGAUAAUACCUUACAUAUGGAAAUUAUUGUUAAUCAUAAAUCGCUAGAUAAAGGCAUCAAUGUUAUUCAAUUGGAAACAGCUAGUGGUGCAGCAAUUAAAAGUUUUGAAGGAGCGCAAGGUAUCAAUGUUCCACGUAGUCGUUUUUUGCCAGUUAAAACAACAUCUGAUCUAUUACUUGUUAUGUCUAAUUUAUUUACAGUACAUCGUGGAAUUUUAAAAAUGAAUCCACAACGUUCAUUUCCUUCUGUACCACUUGUUAAACUUGCAAUAAGUUUUAAUAAAGUAAAAGAUUUUCUAUCACGUUUUCAAAGUAUACCUGAUUGUCUUGAACUUGAUAGUCUUACAGUAUCUGGUGAUGUUACAUUUGGCAAAGGUGUUUCACUACGUGGUACAGUUAUUAUUAUUGCUAAUCAUGGUGAUCGAAUUGAUAUACCAACAGGUGCAAUACUUGAAAAUAAAAUUAUUUCUGGAAAUUUACGUAUUCUUGAACAUUAA
Messenger RNA from Adineta steineri, 1551 nucleotides. Lineage: Eukaryota; Metazoa; Rotifera; Eurotatoria; Adinetida; Adinetidae. The record is from the annotation of a GenBank genome assembly.